Molecule: messenger RNA, 2015 nt
Organism: Arachis duranensis
Lineage: Eukaryota; Viridiplantae; Streptophyta; Magnoliopsida; Fabales; Fabaceae
Exons: 6
Biological process (GO): chromatin remodeling
Cellular component (GO): Ino80 complex
Source: RefSeq, a predicted model, not a curated record
UUUGAUGGAGGAUUUAGGUGGUACCCGGAAGAGCAAGAGCUGUCUCCCUUGUCAGCAACCCCCCCUUCAGAGGAUGCUGGCAAGGCCUCCAGCAACGAGAUUGCUGGUUAUGAUACUAAUUCCAAGAGAAAAGAAUUCAGUCUUAAUCAUUGUGUUUCUCAGGCCUCCUCUGCUACUGGAGCUGAGGAUGAUAAAUCCCUAAGGAAGAGUAAUAAGGAUGAAGGAUUCCAUGUGUUAUAUAAUAAUGAACCUGGAAGGAGUGGUUCGAAUAAUAAACGCUGUAGCGAAGGUGUUCUUGCUCCAGCUAAUUGGAAAGGGUCUAAUAAAUCAAAGGAGAGCUUUGAGUCAGAAUCAAGAAUUGCAGAUAUGUAUAGUGAAAGGAAUCCUGAGAGUAUGAGUGUGGGGCAGCUUGGUGUCACCCAAGACGGAUUGGGGAAUGAGAACAAGGUUAAGAAGGUUAAACUCAGGGUUGGUGGUGUGACACGUACCAUUCAAUCUAACUCGUCGUCUAAUGGUGCUUCAGGAACUGGAACAUUUAUGAAAAGUACACGCUCUUCAGAUGCCUCAAGAUCACGCCAAAAGCAACAGAAUAAUUCUGACGAUAAUCAUUCUCCUUCUGAAAAGAGGGGCGGCUUACAAGGUCUUCGGUGGAAGGGAUCCUCAAGGGGUUGUAUUAGUCUUGGGAAGGAGGAGUCACUGAUGGGGAGGACAUCUGGAAAAAACACAUCUGGUCAGAAAAGAGACAAAUCUGAACCAGUUCGUAAGAGCAAGCGAGUACCAAAAAGGCGAGUACUGGAUGGAGAAUUUGGUGAUGACGAUGAUGAGGAUGAUGAGAUUCGGUACUUGGAGAAGCUGAAAACAUCGAAAGUUUCUGCAGUGUAUAGAGGUGAAGAAGAGUUGAGUAAGAAGCAUCGAAAACUCUCUAGUGUAUCCAAUUUGGAAAAUGCUGCAUCAUCAAGAUCAGGCAGAGAUGGCAAGAAAAGGUCUAGAUUUGAGGACACUGACUAUGAGGCUGAAGAGGAGUCAGGCUCUGAUGGCGAGCUUGAGGACAAGAAAAAGAGAAAACAGAGGAAAGAAUCAGUUGAUGUAUUGAUGGAUGGUAAGAAGGAAAUGACUCUCACUACACGUCAACGGGCCCUUCAAUCGAGCAAAGAUGCCUCAGCAUCUGGUGCAAGUUUAAUCGAGUUUCCCAAUGGAUUACCACCUGCCCCACCUAGAAAACAAAAGGAGAAGCUUACAGAAGUGGAGCAGCAACUGAAGAAAGCCGAGGCUGCUCAAAGGCGUAAAAUGCAGGUUGAGAAGGCUGCCAGAGAAUCUGAGGCUGAAGCUAUCAGAAAAAUACUUGGUCAAGAUUCCAGCAGGAAGAAGCGAGAAGAGAAAAUAAAGAAGCGUCAACAAGAACUGGCAGAGGAGAAAGCAGCCAAUGCAAGAAUGCUUGCAUCAAACACCGUGAGAUAUGUGAUGGGUCCUUCUGGGACAGUUGUGACCUUUCCCGAGGAAAUGGGGCUCCCUAGCAUAUUGAACUCCAAACCCAUCAGUUAUCCUCCACCGCGUGAGAAGUGUGCUGGUCCAUCUUGUAGCAAUCCAUAUAAGUAUCGGGAUUCAAAAUCAAAGCUUCCUCUUUGCAGUCUCCAAUGCUACAAGGCAGUCCAGGAGAAUAUGGCAGCCGCAACUAGAGCAUGAAGUUGUUGAUGAUCCUCUGUCACUGCCUUGUGCCAGUCGCGCGACACCAUCAAUGUUUUCAUCUUUGGUAUAGGCUCUAGAUUAGAUCAAACAUUUGUUGAGCUUUUGGUGGAGAGCCCAACUGGGAAUUGUUAAUUUUCCCUGUUGCACAUAAUUUUAAAUUGGUACAUAAGAGGAUUUGUGGUAUUCAUAUCCAGUUAAUUGGAAAUGUAUACAACAUGUCCAGUUCUGUUUUUUAAUUCUGGAUUUUGGAGUAGUAAUAGUAGAUUAUAAGCCAGUCAUUUUGGCAAUAAUUUUACUAGCUAAAAGGAAAAUUAAAGAGGUUGCUAUGA